Tupaia belangeri chinensis (Chinese tree shrew) is the source of this 476-nucleotide messenger RNA. It is a transcript of the gene S100A6, whose product is annotated as S100 calcium binding protein A6. The record is from RefSeq and is a predicted model, not a curated record. Gene Ontology annotation, molecular function: calcium ion binding; S100 protein binding; calcium-dependent protein binding. The transcript is spliced from 3 exons. Gene Ontology annotation, cellular component: perinuclear region of cytoplasm; nucleus. Bases 102 to 380 code for a protein of 92 amino acids. Lineage: Eukaryota; Metazoa; Chordata; Mammalia; Scandentia; Tupaiidae.
CGGCCACUAUAAGGCCGGCCCGACUGCGACACAGCCCGUCCCCUCCGCCACUCCCUUCGUGCUUCGCUGUCUCCCGCGCGCUCCAGGCCCAGCCCUCAGCCAUGGCAUCCCCGGCCCCCCUGGAUCAGGCCAUUGGCCUUCUUGUGGCCAUCUUCCACCAGUACUCUGGCAGGGAGGGUGACAAGAACACCCUGAGUAAGAAGGAGCUGAAGGAGCUGAUCCAAAAGGAGCUCACCAUUGGCCCGAAACUGCAGGAUGCAGAAAUUGCAAAGCUGAUGGACGACUUGGACCGGAACAAGGACCAGGAAGUGAACUUCCAGGAGUACGUCACAUUUCUGGGGGCCUUGGCUUUGAUCUACAAUGAUGCCCUCAAGUGCUAAAGACAAAUUGGGAAGGUGGAGACCCCUCCUAAGGGCCUGAGUCAAAUCCAGUGGUGGGUAAUUGCAUGAUACAAUAAAUAUUUUUAUUCAAAUCUA